Molecule: messenger RNA, 2434 nt
Organism: Cyprinus carpio (common carp)
Lineage: Eukaryota; Metazoa; Chordata; Actinopteri; Cypriniformes; Cyprinidae
Gene: foxl3
Product: forkhead box L3
Exons: 3
Coding region: 132-827 (231 amino acids)
Biological process (GO): regulation of transcription by RNA polymerase II; anatomical structure morphogenesis; cell differentiation
Molecular function (GO): DNA-binding transcription factor activity, RNA polymerase II-specific; RNA polymerase II cis-regulatory region sequence-specific DNA binding
Source: RefSeq, a predicted model, not a curated record
AGCAGCCGGUCACUUCCCCUACAGUACACACACUCACAAACACUUCUCAUGAGCGCUGUUUCAUUUGUCUUGGCCAGCUAGAGCCUUUCUCAUUACUAGAAACCAUAAAGGCUUGCCACCCUGGACGUCUGAUGAUGUUUGACAGUUCGCAAUAUCCUUAUAACUGUUUUAACUAUGAUGGAGAAGGAUACCCCUCAUGUGGCAAUGAUGAAGAGAAGAAAGUGUGUCGACCAGCUUACAGUUACAUUGCACUAAUAGCGAUGGCUAUACAGCAGAGCCCCGAGAACAAAGUUACCCUAUCAGGAAUCUACGAGUUCAUCAUGAAGAGAUUUCCUUAUUACAGAUCCAACCAGAGGGCUUGGCAAAACUCAAUUCGUCAUAACCUCUCUCUAAACAGUUGUUUUCCUCAGGUGCCCCGUACGGAAGGUAACGAGAAAGGAAAAGGUAAUUACUGGACAUUCGCCACAGGCUGCGAGUCCAUGCUGGACCUCUUUGAAAAUGGCAACUUUCGUCGCCGCCGCCGCAGACGCAACUUAAAAAUGGGCCUGAAGGAGCCAGCCGAACCUUUUGUUGCCAUGGACACUCAUCAGGGCAUUGCAGUAAGACCCACGGAUUCAGAUUCUUUCUGCCCCGUGAACACUAGUCACAGAACGGCCCAAAACAACCCGCCUCUCAGCAAACCUGAGCCCGAGAUCAAAUUCAGCAUUGACUACAUUCUCUCCACGCCAGACCCUAUGCCCGGGUUCAGAGCCCCUAACAGUGGACCUGGAGCUGUGAUCCAUCAUCUGGAGCCGCAACAUCUCAGUCUACACUUCUGGACCAUGUAACCAAAACCAUAGGCUGCAGAUCAGUAAAUACCCUGAUGCUGAAACAGUCAAAAAACAUUAAGGCUUCUAUAGUGCACAAACAGUCUUUCCCAUAGUGCAAAUCAGCUUGUCAGUAGGCACAUGCAGUUUGUUGUGUGCAUAUAGUGACUUAAAAGUAUAAUAGUACUGAAUAAUAAUGAUAAUAAUAUAUAUAGAAUAAUACUCUUUUUGAAAAGAUCAACAUAUCAUCAUGAAUUUUUGAAGGCAUACCCUAGUGAAAAAGUAAUACAUUUAUUUCAUACUUAGAAUAGUUCAAAUCUAUUAACAUAUUUACUGACAUGUCGCUCACAAAAUUAUAAUUACAGUUUAUUUGGAGUGCUACUUGUGUAAAAUGCACAUUUCUUAAUAAGCCUAAAAUGUGUUUUAAUGUCACUGUUGAUGAGGACUGUAUGAUCUUUGAAUAAUAUCUGUCUUUAAACGCAAGAUAUUUAAAGUGUACCUGAAGUAUUGUAAUAGUUCCAAUUUAUCACAAUCAAAUAUACCUCAGUAUAUCUUUAGUUGGACGUUAGUUGCACAAUUAAAGUGCAUUAAGUACAAAAUUAGUUGUUCCAAUUUAUCAGACUUUCAGCAUACCAGUAUACCAAAAGUACAAUUGGAGGGGAAUUUUAUUAAGCACAUAAAUAUGUAAAGGUAUUUGUAGUAUACUUAGCAUGAAAUAAAUGUAUAUCAAAUAUGUUAUUUUUCACUAGGGUAGACAGCUUAUUUUGAUGAAAUCAAUCAUACUUUUAAUGUCAGUACUUUACAAUAAGUCUCCAUUUGUUAACUUUAACAAUAAAUAAUUAAAAAGAAUUUAUUAAUCUUAGUUAAUGUUAAUUAUAACAUUUACUAAUGCAUUAGUAAAAUCAGAAGUUGUAUCUGUUCACAUUUAAUGGACCUGAGUUUACAUGAACAUAUACACAAAUAUUUUUUUUUUUUAACUUUAACAAAGAUUGAUAAAUGCUAUAAAAAAUGUAUUGCUUAUUAUCAGUAAUAAUGCUUUAACUAAUUGGACCUUAUUGUAAAGGGUGACCCAAACAUAACUCACAUUUUUCAUUCCGCCCCUUUAAAGUAAAAACUAAAGAUUGAAGGUGUGUUUGUGUUGCAGGCACGGGUUUGUAGUUAGUGAAGUGUUUGCAAACAAAUGCGCCAACAUAGCUAUGGGGUUGGUGUAAUCAGCAUUCCCUGCUUACUGCACAACUGCUGAGCGACUCUAUUGUUUACAUAUGUUGUUUAUAAUGUGUAUCAUUGGCCCUCGACAGUCUGUGAUCCGUAUCAAUCACUGAUAGACUGAGCAUAUGCUCCCCCGGGCAAAACCAGAGCUCUCCGUCUCUGAAGCCCUCCCCGGGGUGUUUUUGUCAUUUCGUUCGGGAAUCUCUGUUUAUAUGAAAGUAUCUUUAAACUUAGAGUCACAGUUUUUUUUUAAGGGAAAGUGAGAUCACAAUAUAUAAUAGCCCUUGUUUUGGUCAUUAGUUUUUAGUCAAAAUUAAACAAGCUUAGUGACCUAGUAUAUGAAACAAUAAUCACAAUAUCUGUUAAAUUUGUAGGUUUAUAAGAGAUAGCAAUGCUGGAAUCUAUUAAAUAUUGUUUGA